Oryza brachyantha (malo sina) is the source of this 2306-nucleotide messenger RNA. RefSeq lists its product as uncharacterized. The record is from RefSeq and is a predicted model, not a curated record. The coding region runs from base 160 to 1620 and encodes 486 amino acids. The transcript has 7 exons. Lineage: Eukaryota; Viridiplantae; Streptophyta; Magnoliopsida; Poales; Poaceae.
UAUUAUAUCACACACGUCACCGCCCCCUCCUGUCUUCCUCCCUUCCUCCUUUCCCCAUUUGCUUCCUCCUCCUCCUCUUCCCCUAUCCUCUCUUCGAUUCCGUCCGAAUUCCAAUCUGCGGGGAGCGGCGACGAGCUAGAGGGUGGUCGGAUCCGUGGCAUGGAGAUCUCGUUCGAGGCGUGGGAGGGCGUGCAGCGGCACGGCCAGGACAUCGCGGACCGCCUCGCGCAGGGGUUCACGGGUCUUCUCCAGGCGCAGCCGCCGCAGUUCCCGUGGCCGGCGGCGUCGCACAAGCGGAUUCCGUUCGAGAUCGAUAUCCCCGUGGUCCCCUUCGCCGCCCGCGGUGCUGGGGCGGGGAAGGAGUUCCUCCCCGCCGCGGCCGUCGCCUCCGUCAUCGACAUCGGCGGGAGGCUUGGGCAGGCUGGCGUGGAGAUUGGGGCUUCUGUCGGUGGGGCCGUGCAGCACGCGGUGCGCCAGCUGCCCCUGCCGUUUCGGAACGGCCAGAUCCGGCGCCGCAAGGUGCCGCCGCCGCAGGCGCCCUCGCCGCCGGCUGCUGUGGGCGAGGGGGCCGUGGGUCUCUCGGUAGAGAGGGCUGUUGAUAGGUGCCCUCUUGAGGCAGCGGCGGCGGCUGCUGCCGCCGCGACCGGUAGCGCGGCAGCCUCCUCAGUCACUGGUGCUGUGGGCGGAGAUGACUUGGACGAGGAAGAUGAGGGAUUUGGCUGUGAAAUUGGGACUUUUGGAAACUUUAAGAAGGCUAAGGGUACAGUAAAUAUCUCGGCAGCAUACAAUACCAGGAACCAUGACAUUGAAAGUUCUGUUGUUGCACGUGGAGACCUUUGGAGGCUGGAGGCUUCACGCGGCAGUUCAACUUCUGGAAAUGAUAGCUCGCCUUUAUACCUUGUUCAGUUGGGACCGUUACUGUUUGUUCGAGAUUCUACACUUCUUUUGCCUGUUCAUCUAUCAAAGCAGCAUCUGCUUUGGUAUGGUUAUGAUCGCAAGAAUGGAGUCCAUUCUCUCUGCCCUGCUAUUUGGUCAAAACAUCGGAAAUGGCUGAUGAUGUCAAUGAUGUGUCUCAAUCCAGUAACUUGUUCCUUCAUGGACCUGCAGUUCCCCAAUGGACAGCUAACAUAUGUUGCCGGUGAGGGGAUAACAGCGAGUGGUUUUCUUCCAUUAUUUGGUGGGUUGCUUCAAGCUCAAGGGAAAUACCCAGGAGAAACUAGAGUCAGCUUCUCUUGCAAGAAUAAGCAAGGCACCAGGUUCACCCCUAUGUUUCAAUGGCCUGACAAGUCUCUAUCAUUUGGAGUUACUCAAGCCUUAGCAUGGAAAAGAUCAGGUCUUAUGGUGAGGCCCAGUGUGCAAGUCAGUUUAUGCCCAACAUUUGGAGGAAAUGACCCUGGGGUACGUGCAGAGGUUAUCCAUUCAUUGAAAGAGGAAUUGAAUGUAAUGUGUGGUUUGUCUUGCUCACGACAUCCAUCAGCCUUUACUGCCCUUUCUAUUGGGAGAUCCAAAUGGAAUGGUCAAAUGGGAAGUUCCGGAGUUGUUGUUACCUUGGAAACACCCCUUAAUAACAUUGGAAGGCCAUCUUUAUCAGUUCAAUUGAAUGGUGGUUUUGAAAUAUAACGUUCUGCACAGUAUUUUGUACAUACAACUGUACAUAGCCCCUACUAAUGUCCAUGUUCUAUUCCUGUGGAGAUGGUUGCGCAGCCUAUGAAUGGUAUCUGGAAAUGGGUUUCUGCUCGUUUUUGUUAUCAUAGUUGUUAAGUCUCAGCUUAACAAAUCAACUGGUUUAUUCCCCGUGCCAACAAAGGCAUUCAUUAAACCUUUCAAGAGAUAGUGAACAAGUGUGUAGGCAGCUCAGGAAGCUGUGAGAUCAGCACUAAUCACUUUCUGGAAGUUGGUAAAAGGAAAAUGCUAUGAGGUGUUUGUGGCCAUGCAAAAAGCCAAGACGAAUGUGGCUACGCAAGAAGCCGAAGAUGUUCACCCAGAAGCUUUAUAUUCCUUUGGAACCAAGACUGACCAUACUUGAUAAUUGCCGAGAACGAAUUACUUGCUGGCUUUGCAACUUGUGCUGGACUUUAUUCUCCAUCGUAAUUGGUCUGUUGGACAAUCAGAUUGUUGAGACAACUUUGAUGGAGGAAUUGGUGUGCCUUUUCCCCCUGCACUCUUGUAUUCUUCAUGUAAAGACUCGUGAUCAAUGAAUGUAAGAAAUGCUGCUGGGAUGGGAUUGAGGGCCUGUCCUGGUGGCACUGUCAAACUACACAUUGUUUCGUAUGCAUGCCGAGAGUAACUGCUGUUUCCACGUCAUA